UGUGCAAACUUAUUAAAUUUUUUGAACCAGGAAUUUAUUUUUAUCAAAAUAAUUUCAAUUAUACAUUUAAGUUGCUGAAUGGAGACGAAGAUGCAUCUCUUUGGGAAACAGUUAAGAACUUGUCUCAGGAACGCCUUGUUUGGUUAUACAUAGUUGAUUCUAGCCUCGAACCUAUUUUGUGUGACAAUUCUGCGGCCCUAUUUAAAGAAUUGUCAUUACCAGUACUAAAUGGGUUUGUAAAGUUCAUGCAGGAUGUUAGAGAAGAACGAUAUGAAACUUGUCGUGUAGCUACUCAUAACAUCAUACAGUUCGUUACCCGUAUAUCUCCUUAUAUCAGUACAAUUUAUUCGGUUUUAACUAGCAUUGAUCAUGAUAUUUUAGUCAAACAAAUAGAUGUUAUAAGCAGUAUACUUAUCGCUGAAGAUAGAGAUACUCUAUCUGAUCAUUUUGCUACUCUAUUAAUGAUUUAUAAUGAGUAUUGGGAUCAUAGAGAUUCAAUAGUUGGAAAGCUUCCAAUACCAUGUAGCAUAUUUAAGUCUGAUGUUGAAUUGGUCAUGAAGAAGUUAUUGGAAAUAGUUCAAAACGCAUUUUUGAAAGAAAUUGAUAUACUUGUAAGAAUAAAAUUUUUAAGGUUAUACAACGAGUUUUUGAAGCAUCUGCAAGGCAUCAAUUUUCAAUGGUUUAUGUCUAAAUUCUCCUAUUUCCCUGAGUUAGAAGGAGUUGUUGAGGAGGUUACAAAGAACGAUGUAACUUCGUAUCGUGUAAUAGAACCGGAAGAUUUUGUGGAAAUUUUUAUGACGAAUGAAAAACCAAUCCCAAGGCAUUUUUUGCUUGAGGCAGUAAAAAAGUUGUUGGAUGUUGUAAGAAUGUCCCUGGACAAAGUAGGCUGGAGUGAUGAAGAUAGUGUAAAAUCAGCAGGUGAUUUACUCCUUGCUGUUGGACACUCCUUUACUCAUUUUGAAGACCAAGUUGAUUAUAGGGACUUGGAACAUUUCUUGAGAGAUUGCACGUUGCCUUUUUGCUGUGUUGUACAGAACAGCCAUACCUACCGGGAUUUCAAGAGACGUUUAGAUAAUGUUGAAAACUUUUACGUCUAUGUCAGAAAGCAAAAUCAAAUUGGUAUUCAAGUAGCUUUAAAUCUCUGCGAACAGGAAGUGUGUAAAGCUGAAAAAAGUGGAUUUAAAACCAUGAUGGAUAAAACCUUAUUAGAAGAGUGCUAUGACCGAUAUUCUAAGAAACUUCUUUCUUUGGAAAACUUCGAAAUUUCGGAAAUUUUGAAUGAUAUAAAAAAUCAACUAAAAAAGGUAAAAAAAUUGCCUUUACAUCAGUGGACAUCGCAUUUUAAACUGAAAUCAUUACCAGUUUUGUUGGCUAAUUUAGCUGCAGUUUGGUCUAUGCAAGAGUCUGAGGAUAUGUCUGGUAUUAAAAAAAAAAUUGAGCCACAUUGCGUUCAAAUUCUGUGCAUAUUUAGGCUUUUGGGAGUUGAUAAAGACUCUGUUGGGGUUCCUAAACAUUUUGCUCAAGUCUUAACGGGUCAAGGAAAAUCCCUCAUUUUAGCUCUGACUUCAGUUUUAGUUGCAUUAACAGAUAAUGAGGCUUGCAUAGUUUGUUAUAGCGAUUAUUUAGCACAGCGAGAUAAAACAAGGUUCAAAUCAUUUUUCGAAACUUUUGAUAGGUUCAUUGUAAAGAACAAGAUAAGUUACAAUACGUUUGACUUUAUGGCUAAUGAAACUUUAUCGCGUAAAGUUAAUGGGGUAAAAACAUCCUUAAGAUCCAUUAUUCAAGAUUUAGUUUUAAACAAACUUCCAACACAGAUUGUUAGUACUAUCCCGAAAUCUGAAAGAGUUGUUCUUUUAAUUGAUGAGGUGGAUGUUUUUUUCUCAGAGGAUUUUUACGGAACUGUUUACAUGCCUGCUGCAAAUGUAGGUGUUCCAGCACUACUAAAAAUCCAGCCGAAACUCUGGGAAAUUAUCCAGAACGGAGUUUUUGUAAAAAAUAGAAUUUUAGAACAGAUUAGAGUGUUCAUAAGUGAGUUAAUAAAAGAUGAAAAUUACGAAGAUUUUAGAAAUUUCUUGAAAACCUCCUCUGUUUUGUUUGAGAAGGAAUUGGAAAGAAUGGUUGAAGAUGCGAUAUAUGUUUUUACGGAUGCCGAUAGUAAGGGUGAAUAUAAAAUCAACCAGCAAGGAUUUAUUUGUAGAAAAGAUAAGUAUUUCCAAUACUGUACAAAUACGUAUGUAUAUUAUCAGAAUUCAUUUAAUUAUUUUAGGCUUAAAACGGAAAAUUAUGAUGAUAAAAAUUAUUCAAAUUUUGGAUUUUUGCAAGUGAAAGUAGGGUCUAUCUCAUAUGCAAGCCUGCCUUUGAGAUACCAAAGUAUUUUGGGAGUAACUGGAACACUAUUGAGUUUAAAUGACUCCGAAAAAAACGCCUUGAAAAAGUACGGUAUUCAAACCAUGUCAGCUAUGCCAUCCUUCUUUGGAGAGCGCAAACUUGUUUUUAACCCCCUUGAACAUGUAUCUAUUUUAAACUCAAAAACGAGUUGGCUGACAAAGAUAUUCGAAAGUAUUUCUAAGAACGUUCACCUUAAUCGUGCUGUAUUGGUUUUUUUCGAAGAGGAUACAGAAAUGGAGUUAUUCCAAAGCCAAUAUCAAUCUAGCAUCGAUCGCCUGUACACACUUACAGGAAACGAAGAUCCAAAAACUUUAGAAUGGCGUAUUAAUGAGGCUGGUGUUGCACAAACUGUGACUCUAGCUACUAAGACUAUGGGUCGUGGUAUUGACUACAAGUCGAACGACAGAAGUGUCGAAGAAAAUGGCGGUGUGCACGUCAUCCAGACAUUCUUCUCUUUAGACGAAAAGGAGGAGAUACAAAUUAAAGGUAGAACAGCUCGUAAGAAUAACCAGGGUAGUUAUGAGCUGAUCCUUAACCGCCGGCGUUUGAUACAAAUGAACUACACAGCUGAAACAUAUGAAGAGCUUUGCAAUGCGAGACAAAUUACAGAAAAUCUUAGAGGAGAUGAUAUCCAAAAAAGAAUAAAAGCUGCUGAAAAAAAUCACAAGAAGACCCUAGAGUUUUUCGAAUCCUUAGCAAAAUAUACUCCUGAAAAUCGCAAUGAAUAUUUGUCAAAGUUAAUUGAGUGAGUGACUAGUUGUAGACCUUAUGGGAUUAUUUACAGUUGUUUAAAUUUUUUAAUAUUUUUGACUGUAUAUAAUCAUCAAAAAGAUACUUUGUCAUUAAAACUUUUGUGGCUUAUUAUUAA
Messenger RNA from Parasteatoda tepidariorum (common house spider), 3256 nucleotides. RefSeq lists its product as uncharacterized. The record is from RefSeq and is a predicted model, not a curated record. Lineage: Eukaryota; Metazoa; Arthropoda; Arachnida; Araneae; Theridiidae.